AUGUCAAAAAGGGUUAUUACGGGAAUCUUGUCCAUAAUUGGAGCAUUUAUCUUUAACCUAUCCAUGGGUUAUUACUACACGAUGGGUAAUAUGGGUCCGUAUCUAGCAGCACAUAUGAAUAUCAAGAGUAGUGAAACGAUUUGGUUCAGUUCAGUCGCUCUGGCAUUUCAAGCUCUAACAAUGCCUAUUGGAGGCAUUUUGCACGUGCACUUCGGAUUUCGAUGGCCCGUGAUAAUAGGCUCUAUUAUGGGCUGGGGUGGUAUAUUUCUGUCUAGAUUGACUGUGGAACAUGGUUUGGGACCAUUCAUUGUAACUUAUUGCAUAAUGUUCGGAAUCGGGAUCGGUUUGCCUUAUUCCGUCUUUCUUUCCGUUGCAUCUUCCUGGUUUCCAGAACACCGUUCUGCGAUUGUUGGUUUGAUAGCUGCGGGAUACGGUCUUGGCGCUCUCGUAUUUACUCCAAUUCAAACUGCUUUAAUUAAUCCAAACAACAAUCCGGACUUCCAUUCACCUGAUGUUACUGAUCGUAUUCCGAAUGCCCUCUUGGUUUUUGGUGGAAUUAUUCUUGGAAUGCAGAUAAUUGGAAUAAUUCUUACUCAAGAAUAUAAACCAGUCAAUGUGGAAAUUCCACUAGAUUACAGCGAACCAAACUCCAACGUUACAUAUGCGGAGGGAAGCCUGGAAGACGAUUCAAGCCAUGAUUCAUACUUUGAAAAGACAAUGAAAUCCAUUCUUGUUAGCGUUCGUGUUAAAUCAAACCCAGUCGUCAGCUACACUGCCUUUGAAGCUCUCAGGAGCCCAGAUUUUUACUUUUUGUGGCUUGUAAUGCUAUUUGGCGUAGUACCGGUCACCCUUCAAACAUCCACAUUCAAAGCCUAUGGCAAGGAGUACAUUUCAGACGAUCAGUACCUAACUGUUAUUGCUACCCUGUCGUCCGCCUUCAACUGUCUUGGCCGAAUUAUCUGGGGUUUAAUUGCCGAUAGAUUCUCAUUCAAGUGUCCAAUGAAUAUCCUCUUCAUAAGCUGGGCUUCUAUGCUAGCAACAUUCCCAUUCAUUAGCCAAUCUCCGGCCUUUAAAAUACUCUAUCCCAUUUGGGUAUUUGUACUCUACUUUCUUUUGGCCGGCCACUUUGUCCUUGCUCCAGGAGCUGCUGGUAGAAUCUUCGGUCCACGUUACCUCUCAACAAUCUACGGUCUCAUCUUCUUUGCCAAUGCCCCGGGAACACUAAUUCUUUCCGGUAUUAUUAGUCACUUUCACAUUGACGGAAAGUGGGUUUACGUCUACUUCUCUUGCAUGGGCACUUGUCUAAUUUCUUUUGCUUGUUCGCUCUGCCUGAAGGAUGAAAAGGGAACUUGCAUGAAACCAACACAAUUCCUGACCAGGAUGUUCGACCCCUGUCGACGCCCGCCAGCAGCGGCUGAUGUAGAAGAUAGCGUCUUCUCCGAGUAA
Molecule: messenger RNA, 1446 nt
Organism: Rodentolepis nana
Lineage: Eukaryota; Metazoa; Platyhelminthes; Cestoda; Cyclophyllidea; Hymenolepididae
Source: the annotation of a GenBank genome assembly